Molecule: messenger RNA, 3027 nt
Organism: Rhinocladiella mackenziei CBS 650.93
Lineage: Eukaryota; Fungi; Ascomycota; Eurotiomycetes; Chaetothyriales; Herpotrichiellaceae
Exons: 4
Coding region: 1-3027 (1008 amino acids)
Source: RefSeq, a predicted model, not a curated record
AUGGCAAAAGCGGCAACGUGUCUGCCGUUGGCCGAUGACAUCAAGGAUGAAGUCGCCACAGUUUUAUCUGAAAUACUAGGCCCUAGCUCAUUCGCUUGCGGAAGCUGCAUUCAGAGGCCCCCAAAUCCGGGCUUGAUACUGAAUGAUCACGGUAUCAUCGGCCUACCACUAUCGAAGUAUGAUGCGGACGUCCUAAAAUCCGAAUCAAAACAGAGCCCGUUCGGCAAAGGAGCCGAGACUGUUGUCAACACAGCCGUGAGAAAAUCCUGGCAGCUGGAUCCAUCUCAGUUUACCAUCUCCAACCCGGAAUGGGACGAGAUGAUGGAAAAAGUACUUCACCACGUCUACGAGGGUCUGCUUCUCAGCUGCGGAACGGAGAAUGUAGCCGCUGAAUUGUACAAAUUGCUCCUGUACGAAGAAGACUCAUUCUUCCUUCCGCACAAAGAUACUGAAAAAGUCCCGGGGAUGUUCGGCACGCUGGUUAUUUGCCUGUCAUCUAUGCAUGAAGGAGGAGAUCUUGUGCUAUCCCACGGCGAUGACACGGUGGAAUUCAAAACUUCGCCGACUUCGGCCUUCGGCAUGUCAUUCGCAGCGUGGUAUUCGGAUGUACUUCACCAAGUCAAGCCUGUCACCAAGGGUUAUCGGCUGGUGUUGACCUACAACCUGAUCCGACGAGGUGGGACACCAGGCCAGCCGGCACCACCAUCACUCGGCGUCUAUAAGCAACGAUUGGUGACGGCCCUAAACCAAUACACUGCCUUGAUUCAAGCCGACCCGACAUCUCCGAAAUACUUGAUCCACAAAUUCGAACAUCAAUAUACACAGGCGAAUCUGGGGGUUCGACACCUGAAAGGCUCAGAUCUCGGUCAAACUCAAUGUUUGCAAGAAGUAGCUGCUGAACUAGACUUUAAAUUAUACCUUGCCACCAUGGAAAAGACAGUCAUCAAGGACGACGAAGGCGACUAUAAUGGGUAUAGUUCGGGUCUAUCCUAUGAACCAGAAGAAUUUGAACGCAAGAUUUCCAUCAAUCACGUUGUCUCCUUGGACGGUUCCCGAGUCGAUGAUCCCACACUAUACUCUGGAGUGGACGUUGAUGAAGACACAAUUCUGGAUCUGGAAGGCUACAAUCAGAAGGAUCCUGACUCGGAGGAACACUCUGGAUUCACUGGGAAUGAAGGCUGUACCGCCACAUUUUGGUAUCGUGAUGCGGUGCUAAUAAUCGUCCCUCCUGCUGAAAACAUCCAGUUCUUGUACAACUGCGAUCGGAGAGAUGACAAAGUGUGGUCUUGGAUGAAAGAACUGCGCAGGAAAGCAGACUCGUGUUCGUCCGCGAAAGCAGAUUCAUUAUAUCUCUGUCAAGCCAUCGCGAAUUUCAAGGGAUCGCGUCGGAGCUUGCCUCCAAUCGGUGGCCGUAAUCAGACAUCCGGAAGAGCUCUCAUGAACGAAGCUGCCACGAUCGCACUCGAACGUGACAAACUUGAUCUUUAUGACAAGAUCGCGGAGAGGAUCAGCGGUCCGUGGGGAGCAGAAAUUUUUGAGCAACUGGGACGCAUAAUGGCGCUUGAGGGCCAUUUUGAUCUUGCCAAGGCGAGGAUCAAGACGGCAUUGGACUCUGCCACCACUCUGGCCGCCAAACACGAAGCGCUGACAAUGGUUGAACAAGGAUAUCUCGCUGACUCUCCCCGAUUCAAACAGUGGAUGGCCGAGGAACUUGUUCAAGCUAUAGAUCAGGUAAUGAACUCGGGGAAAAUGCGCAAGGUGGAUUGUUCGAGUCUUGCUGAUAUUAUUGAUGCAUGGGAGUCCGAGGAUAUUGUUCAACGGAUUGUGCCACGGGUUAAGAGCUGCAGUACGGCUUGCCAAGUUGGGUUCGCGAAUCGGCUCAUGGAGUGGGUGGGUUCCCCGGAUGAAAUCCCAGAGGAAGGAACGGCACAUAAAACUUUGUCAUUGAACGAUCGAGUGGCACUUAGUACACCGAUCUUCGCAAAUAUCUGGCGGAACUUUCGGCUAGAGUCAAAGCCAAUUGCCCUGCCCGUCGGCACUAACAAUAGAGAAAACUAUUGGAUUAAACCGCCCCUCACAAAAGAGGACGAAGACAAGCAGUAUCAGGACAGCCUGCUGAAUGGAGCUGACAUUGCCGGAUUACUCAACCACACAAUCAAUUUGAACGUCUUGACCGAUGCGGAAAUCCAAGGGUGUCUCGAAACGCAGGUGAGAGCGGCAAACAAUGUUGUAUGUGAAUACACUCUGGUACCUUUUGUCAAGUCGAUCCUAGAGCAAAAGGUCGAUUGCCACAAGCUCGACCAGGCCAGCAAGCAGCCGCUUCCCCAAAGCAUCGAACUCGUCGCUCAGAUCUUAGAGCGCUACGUCCAAACCUGCGUGGGGAAGGAACCAAGCGGCCGAGUAAACUGGGCUCAACCUCCACGCGGCUGCAGAGGUACUUUCUGUAGUGAUUGUGCGGCUGUGAACCGGUUUCUGCAGGAUCCGAGACAGCAAGUUGGUCGAUUUCCCGUGGGCAAGCAGCGGCGCCACCAUUUGCACCAGCAUUUCACAGAUAUCCAUGGAACAACGUACACCGUCACAACCUUGCGAAACUCCAACCCGAACGUCUGGCAGAUCACGAAAAGGGACUUGAUAGGAGAGGAGUGCAAGGCCUGGAGAUGUAGGCAUGAUGAUGCGCAGCGAAAGACGACGGAUCUCAGGUCCGCUGGCCCCUUGGAGCUCUAUCUCGGAGAUAUGGCUCGGUCGAUUCUCUCUUUGAAUGUUGCGGAGAUCGCGUAUGGGAGGACACACCGGCAGAAAUCGAAUUCAGAUUCGUCUCAGCAGUCUGCUUCGGCGACACUUUCUCGGCCACCUUUGCAAGAACAAGACACCAAUUCUCAACCCGGCACGGACCAGAGAGGGGUGAAACGGUCCGUAAAUUCUGGCGCUGAAGGUUCUUCGAAAAAGCCAAAGUCGGCCAUCCCAUCGUCCAACGCCGAAUACGUACAGACACCACACGGGCCGGCCGAAAUCAUCGAUCUGACUUGA